AUGCUCUCUCGAAAGAAAAGCAAAAACGAAGCCUCCAAACCAGCCGAAGUCCACGGGAAGUAUGUGAAGAAGGAAACCUCGCCUAUGCUCGGAAACCUUAUGCCCUCCUUCAUCCGUCAUGGCCCCACUAUCCCCAGACGAACAGAGGCUCCGCUACCAGAGAUGGGCCCCUCAACGUACAACGUGGCCCCCAGCAGAGAGCCUGUGGUGCGGAGGACCCCAGUGCAGCGCCCCCCGCAGGAAAUUGCACGCAGGGAGAGCCACCGCCUGUCCGCUCCGACGUAUCUGCCCCGGAGCCUGGGAGACCUGCCCCGAGAGUACGGAGGCUCCACACAUUCGUUCUUGAGCGACGUGGGGCCUCUGUCGGAGAACGGAGACGCCUCCCGGUUCUACUACCCCCCAGACCUGUACUACUCUAACCAGCCGCCGCAGAGGAGGCCCAACUUUCAGGAGGACUUCAGGUUCUGCGAGAGGAACGAGGUCCAGAGACACCCCAGAAACACGCCUCCAGGACAGGGCAGACCCACGGCAGGCAUUGGUCGUAUUCAGGCCAAGUCUAUGGGGAACCUGUCGAGCCUGACCCAGGACGACAUGCCGCUUCCGCCGGGCUGGACCGUGGACUGGACCAUCCGCGGCCGCAAGUACUACAUCGACAUGAACACCAACACCACUCACUGGAGCCACCCGCUGGAGAGGGAGGGCCUGCCACCGGGCUGGGAGAAAGUAGAGUCCGCCGAGUUCGGGGUUUACUACGUCCACCACAACACAAAGAGCGCGCAGUACAAGCACCCGUGUGCGCCCAGUGUUCCCCGUUACGACCAGCCGCCUCCACUCCCUCCCCCGGUCACGUAUCAGCCCCUCCCCCCAGAGAGGUGUCAGCCCGUCCUGGUGCCAGCGAACCCCUACCACGCAGCCGAGAUCCCGGACUGGCUCCAGGUCUACGCCAGGGCGCCAGUCAAGUACGACCACAUCCUGAAGUGGGAGUUGUUCCAGCUGGCCGACCUGGACACGUACCAGGGGAUGCUGAAGCUGCUGUUCAUGAAGGAACUGGAGCACAUCGUCAAGUCGUACGAGGCCUACAGACAAGCGCUGAUCUCUGAGGUAGAGGGACGCAAGCAGAGGCAGCAGCAGUGGUACGCGGCGCAGCAACCCAAGCAAAACUACAUAAAAAACAUGUGA
Molecule: messenger RNA, 1179 nt
Organism: Knipowitschia caucasica
Lineage: Eukaryota; Metazoa; Chordata; Actinopteri; Gobiiformes; Gobiidae
Source: the annotation of a GenBank genome assembly